UAGUGAUAUGUACGAAAUUUUAAAUUAACUCGAAUCAAUCUGUGAUCAACUAAAAGACAAUUUUAUUAAGAUGACUGUUACCUAUACGGCGCAAGUAGCCACGUGCCGUGGUUUUGGAUGUUUCCUCAAAUUGCUAUUAAGGUGGCGAGGUAGUAUUUACAAAUUAGUAUGGCUCGAUUUGCUGGCAUUUCUCUUAUUAUAUUACAUACUAAAUUUAACCUAUAGAUUAUAUCUCGAUGCUGAAGCUAAAAGAAUAUUUGAAGGUAUAGUACUAUAUUGUGCUACAUACACAGAUUUAAUUCCCUUGUCUUUCGUGUUGGGUUUUUAUGUAUCAAUUGUUAUGACGAGAUGGUGGGGCCAAUAUACGAGCAUACCCUGGCCCGACCCAAUUGCUGUUUUCGUUAGUGCUAAUAUACAUGGACAGGAUGAACGUGGUCGACUGAUGCGUCGUACAAUUUUACGAUACGUCUGCCUAUGUAUGACUAUGGUCUUCAGUAUGAUAUCACCCCGUGUCAAGAAACGUUUCCCUACAUUAGAUCAUUUACUAGAGGCUGGUCUUUUGACCGAAAACGAACGUGUUAUCAUGGACGAUUUAAACACGAAGUUUCCCCGACAUUCCAAGCAUUGGUUGCCAAUCGUUUGGGCUGCAAGCGUUGUGACAAGAGCCAGAAAAGAAGGCAGGAUCAGAGAUGACUUUGCCGUUAAAACUGUUAUAGAUGAGCUAAACAAAUUCCGUGGACAAUGUGGAACAUUGAUCAGCUACGAUACGAUUAGCGUUCCUUUAGUUUACACUCAAGUGGUGACCCUGGCGGUAUAUUCUUAUUUUAUUACUUCUAUCAUGGCGAGGCAGUGGACCGAACAAACCAUCAUUAAGGAAGGAUAUUUGAACACGAUCGAUCUAUAUUUUCCAUUCUUCACAACUCUACAGUUCUUCUUCUACAUGGGUUGGCUUAAAGUGGCCGAGUCUCUUAUAAACCCUUUUGGUGAAGACGACGACGAUUUUGAAGUUAAUUGGCUCGUUGACAGAAAUCUGCAAGUUUCCUACCUCAUAGUGGAUGAAAUGCAUCAUGAUCAUCCAGAGUUGAUAAAAGAUCAAUAUUGGGAUGAAGUGUUUCCUGCUGGCUUGCCGUAUACUGUGGCCGCUCAGCAAUUCCGAGAAGAACAUCCGCAGCCUUCAACUGCCAACAUCGAGGUUUCGCCUAGAGGUCGAGGCACCAUUCAUGUUAACCCAAGUAGUGUCAAGAUUGAUGACAUGAACGGGGCUGGUAGUGAUUUGAAUACUGUGAGUUACAAAUUCAUGGAAAAUACACCUGAGAAUGCCAACGAUGAUGCAGCUAGUGGUAUACAUUUCGUCGCUCGGGCUGCCUCGCGAAAAGAUUCAAUUCGAAAGCGCGAACGACAUGCUUCUGGUAAUUCGCAAUCUUCCCUGACCAGCAUGGGAGCAGUAGCUACAAGUAUAACCAGGGUUAAUUCUGUGACGAAUGCUUUGAAGAAAAUAUUCACUCGCGAUGACAAAUCGCCUACGACGACUCAGACAGAUGGUGGCUCUGGAUCAGUUCCGAAUAACGUGCCGACUCUCAUGGGAUCUACAAGCUCGGUUAGCUUGCAUGGAAAAGCUAUAGCUGGUGGUAGUAUGCGAAUAGCUGACCAAGUUAUUGAAGAGGUGGAUGAACAGUUGACUAUAACUUCCAAAGGACCUGAAUACAGGCCUAGUGUUGUAGGCAUGUUUUCUAAUACAAUAGGCCCGCCUCCGCCUUCGGAUCCUGUUCCUGUGCCUAAAGGAUCGAGUUAUAUACGAACGCAGUCAGAGACAGCACCUCAAAACAUGGGAUACGCAGCCGGUACGGAUGGAAUGUUUAGCACGUCUGCACCUGCUCAGGCACACAUCGGCGCAGGAGUCUCACUCACAGAUUUUGAAGGCAUAACCCCUACAGAACAACAAGAUGACACAACCAGCUUGCGAAGCAAUAAGAGCACAAAAGAUGAAAAUUUUGAACGUUUGAAACAGCGAAGAGAGCAGGAGAGACAAGAAAGAAUGAUGAAGAAAUUUGCUAGAUCAAUCAGUGCACAGCAAGGAGUUGCAGAAAACUUAAUGGACAAUGAAGCAAUGCUUAUGGAGAUAAUUAAUUCAUCUCGAACAAGUGUUAAUGCUCAAGGUAGAUCAUCGAGAAGUUCUCUAACAGAUAAAGAAGACGCAGCUUUAAUACCUUGACAGAUGCAAUAUAAAAGU
Molecule: messenger RNA, 2230 nt
Organism: Ctenocephalides felis (cat flea)
Lineage: Eukaryota; Metazoa; Arthropoda; Insecta; Siphonaptera; Pulicidae
Product: bestrophin-4-like
Exons: 8
Coding region: 71-2212 (713 amino acids)
Molecular function (GO): chloride channel activity
Source: RefSeq, a predicted model, not a curated record